This is a messenger RNA of Pocillopora verrucosa, 1534 nucleotides long. RefSeq names its product transmembrane protein 198. NCBI's taxonomy places the organism in Eukaryota, Metazoa, Cnidaria, Anthozoa, Scleractinia, Pocilloporidae. Gene Ontology annotation, cellular component: plasma membrane. The record is from RefSeq and is a predicted model, not a curated record.
GUUCUGUGCUAGAAUUCCAAGGAAAUAUAGGUUCACCACUGAGAAUCUGAGUACCAGCGAAUAUUGUCCCCAAGGGACAUAGACCCGAUGUAGGGACUUCCGUGACGUUGGUCUUCCCAAGAAGAGCAGUGCUACCUCCGGUCAUAUUCAUUUUACCGUACAUCCGAGCGCUUGCCCGAAUCCUUCAAGUUACAAAAUGCAUUUGGCAUCGGACUUUUUAGUCUCUUCCACUCCAACUCUGGAACCAGACGCUAAAGAUUGCGAGCUGCAUAAUUCUUACGACACUCAAAGCUGCAUUUUGUCUGCAAUAGCCAUUCUGCUUGGAUCGCUCAUUUGCUUCUUUGGAUACCGGAUAUUCAAGUUUAUGCUUUUCUUAGCUGGUUUCCUAACAGGAUUUUUCUUCACCUAUAUGUUAUGCUCUGGAUAUCUCACGGAACAUCUAUCUGGGAAAUUUCUGGAGCACAAAGAUCAGAUAUUUCUUGGUGCUUCUGUUGGUGUUGGGAUCAUUGCAGGGCUAUUGACACUGUGUAUUUUUUAUCUGGGACUUUUUAUUCUUGGUGCAACCAUGGGAUGGUUUGUGGGCAUGGUUUGUCUGCCACUUCUCUAUAAACAUUCAGAAUACCUGUCUGAACACACCUGGCUGCCUUACAUUGUUCUUUGUGCUUUUGCCAUUGUGGGAGGAGUCCUUAUUCUCUGCAUACAGAGGGUGGUAAUUGUAAUAGCCUCCUCAUUCCUGGGAGCUUUUGGUUGUAUUAAUGGCCUUGACUACUUUGUGGAGAACAGCAGAUCACUCUACUACUCAGUCAACAUUCUGCAUGGCCACUUUGACAAGUCAGAUUUGCCCACUUGUUGGUACACAUGGCUGAUUUUGUGUCUUAUCCCAGUCAUGUUCAUUGGUGGAUUGGCUGUGCAGCUUGGCAUUACUGGAAAAGGCAGAGAUCAUAGAGAAGCUUAUGGAAGACGAUCACGUGUGCCUCCUUAUGGCACUCCCAUGACAAAUCAUGCUGACCAGCAACCUAUCAUAGAUGAUGUUGACUAGAAGUCUUAUUCAGGAGGAACUCACCCAUUCAGAAUGAGUGUUGUAGUAUCACUGAAUAUUUUUAAUGCAUUUGUUAACUUUGAGAGAAAAUUUUAUGUUUAUAACUUAGUACACACUUUUUUUGCAUUCAAAAAUAGUUCUGUGAACAGUUCUACUUAAGAUUUUUAGUCUGAGAACAUACUUAGAUUUUUUAUCAGUCAGGUCGAUGCAUAAGGUAUAUGGAAAAAGGGUACAAGAAACUGAAAAAAGAGAGUGAUCAUGAAAACUGUCUGAUAGUAAUCUGGAAGGAGAUUAAUGGAGCUGUUUUUUCUUUUUUUAUUUAGAGUUUCAUUGAUAUUUGUACAUGUUACAGUUUAAAAAAAAUGCUCACUUUUUUAUCCAAGUUAGUUUCUAGAUAUCACAAGGGCUCAAUUUUUCAUACCAACUAUUUUUUUCUACACACCCACACCCAAAGAAACAAAAGCAAAGUCAAGGUAAAUUUCUGUUCAAGUUGAA